Drosophila biarmipes is the source of this 549-nucleotide messenger RNA. RefSeq lists its product as uncharacterized. NCBI's taxonomy places the organism in Eukaryota, Metazoa, Arthropoda, Insecta, Diptera, Drosophilidae. The coding region runs from base 1 to 504 and encodes 167 amino acids. The record is from RefSeq and is a predicted model, not a curated record. The transcript has a single exon.
AUGAAAGGGAAGCUGUGGAUGCUGCCACUCGCCUAUCUUCUGGCCUCCUCCGAGGGCUCUUUCGACUCUUGCGAGUUUAUGCUGGAAAACGAGGUGCCCUUCACACUGGCCUGCAAGGCCGAGUACAGCACCGACCUCAAGCUGAACUACCGAGACAUUUGGGUCAAGGCCGACAUGCCCUACUUUCUUUGGUGGAGGCGACAGCCGAGUCUGGAGUUGCUGGUCUCCUUCUACGAGUCCCCCAUAUCAACCUGCAAGAACGUUAGCCUGAGCCUCAACUGUCUUCACUGCUCAGACUCCGAAGAGCCCGGCAUCCACAUCCGACCCGAGGGCUUCCAUUGCUUCGACUUCUCGUUCUCCUAUGUGCGGGAGCUGAUGAAGCACUGUGGCCUGCCUCCCGAGCCGAGGAUCGAUCGCGUGGCCAUUCACUACGCCAGGCGGGUCCCCAAUCGAGACAUUCCCUCCGAGGCCCACCGAGCUCUUCCUUGGACCCUCAGAUGGUAAGGUGCGAAUCGCAGGGCGGGGGCAACGAGAGAAACUUCUGUCAAG